Hippocampus comes (tiger tail seahorse) is the source of this 4046-nucleotide messenger RNA. It is a transcript of the gene pik3r2, whose product is annotated as phosphoinositide-3-kinase, regulatory subunit 2 (beta). Gene Ontology annotation, biological process: phosphatidylinositol phosphate biosynthetic process; insulin receptor signaling pathway. Gene Ontology annotation, cellular component: phosphatidylinositol 3-kinase complex. Lineage: Eukaryota; Metazoa; Chordata; Actinopteri; Syngnathiformes; Syngnathidae. The transcript has 16 exons. Bases 766 to 2982 code for a protein of 738 amino acids. Gene Ontology annotation, molecular function: protein binding; 1-phosphatidylinositol-3-kinase regulator activity. The record is from RefSeq and is a predicted model, not a curated record.
CGUCGGCCUUCCUCCUCCCUUCUCUCGCCGUGUUGGAAAAUGGCUGUGCAGGGGAGCUGGGAGUUUUCAACGGGAAAAGAAAAGAAGGCGAAGUGAAAAAAAAGAAUAGCUUUCCGCAAGUUCCGUGCACCAUUGGAAGCUGCUGUGCAAUUUUCCCCGACAUUGACCGACUCCUGCCAUUUUGUAGUUUCGAGCGACGCCACUAAAAAGUGAGAAGACUCAAGAAAUAUCCACGGGUCGGUCACAAUCCCUGUCCAGAACAUGUGGGAGCUUUAGAGAACCGAAGAGGAUUAACGAGCAUCCCACUCCGACGCUGGUACUCCAAUUUAGACCACUUCACUUGGACUGCAAGGAGCCGCUGCCACACGGCCCUCCACUGGCAAAGUUUGAACCCGGCUGCCGCCAGCAGGUGUCGGACGCUUUAAGGAGCAUGUUGCCUACGCUCUCCCUCUGCUCCAUCGUGUGGCUCAACCGGGGUAUCAAGCUGAGGAAAGUGCACCACUUCAACAACACUGGUCAGGUCUGAAACAAGCCUGCGGGGGUCGAAUGCUACCUUGCGGACUUACGAAAAUGCUUCUAAGCUACGGGUGACUCAGUGGGUCCCCUCCACCCCCACCAAGGCCCCGCUGCGACAGCCCGCUUUUUUUCGCUGCUUUCUGGGGGCAGGAUUUGUGUCGAGCUGGACCCACUUAUUGCAAGGGGACUUGGCCUGCACCAUAUAAUCCUCCACUCGGUGGCCAUUUUGAAUCGUGCUUCCCUCGCAAAAUGGCAACGGAAGGUUUCCAGUACCGUGCCCUCUAUGUGUUCACCAAGGACCAGGAAGAAGACUUGGACCUGCAGCCAGGGGACCUCCUGAUCGUGAGCAAGGCCUCGCUGCUCUCCGUCGAGAACUACCAUGAGGGCUGCGCGGAGAAACCCGAGUGCCUCGGCUGGCUUCUCGGUUACAACGAGCGCUCUAAGCAGAGAGGCGACUUUCCCGGGACGUAUGUCGAAUAUGUGGGGCCUGUCAAGAUGGCGCUCCCAUCCAGUCAACCCAGGUCCCAGCGACCUCUGCCUGCUGCUCCCGCACCAGAGUCAUGUCAAGCUGCCUCAGUGCCCGACCUGAGUGAGCAGUUCACACCAGCGGAGACAGCUCCCGCCGCCCUCGUCAGCCUGAUCCAAGCCAUAGAGCAAAGAGGUCUCACUUCUCCAUCGCUGUACAGGACAACUACCAAUUCCUCCGUUUCAGACAUCCCGAUGCACACUUUUAUUCAAGAGAGUGAUAUCACUCAGACAGAUGUGGGCAUCUUGUCAGAGUGUGUCUUGCACUACCUGAGAGACCUUCCCUCACCUCUCAUCCCUGCCUGUACCUACGCUCAUCUCCAAACUGCUAUCACACAGCAGCAGCGGGUCCGACAGCAGUCAGCAGACGGUACAGUGGCCGGCAGCCAUGACAGAGAGGUAAGCCGGGUCCUGGAGAGCUCAUCUACCGUCCCUUUCCAUCACCGCCUCACCCUGCAGUACCUCCUCACACACCUGGCCAAGGUAACGCAGGCGCAGGCCAGCAAUGCCUUGGAUACACACACGGUUGGCAAGAUCUUUGGACCGCUGCUGAUGAGGACAGCCACCUCUGCUCCAUUGUUGUCGUUGGAUGAGGAGUUGCCUGCCCUUGUAGUGGAGCGCCUUCUGAUUGAGAGAACUGCAGAACAAGACCUCACACCACCAGUUCUUCCAGCAAAGCCACCAAAGACGAAAGUGACACCCGCAGCAGCUACGACGGACACAAGCACCCUUCUCGGCGAUGCCGAAUGGUACUGGGGAGAAAUAUCCAGGGAGGAGGUCAACGAGAAAUUGCGAGACACUCCGGAUGGUACCUUCCUUGUCCGAGAUGCCUCAAGCAAACUCGAGGGCGAGUACACGCUCACCCUCAGGAGAGGUGGGAACAACAAACUUAUCAAGAUCUACCACAGAGAUGGCCGCUAUGGCUUUUCUGAGCCUCUCACCUUCCUGUCUGUGGUGGAGCUAAUUAACCAUUACCGACAUGAGUCCUUGGCCCAGUACAACGCCAAGCUGGACACCAAACUUCUCUACCCUGUUUCCAAAUACCAACAGCUGGUGAAGGAGAACAGCAUAGAGGAGGUUGGUGAGCAGCUGAAGAUCUAUCAUGAGCAAUACCAAGAGAAGAGUCGCGAGUACGACACCCUGUACGAAGAGUACACACGCACCUCACAGGAACUGCAGAUGAAGCGCACAGCCAUCGAGGCCUUCAACGAGACCAUCAAAAUAUUUGAGGAGCAAUGUGAGACUCAGGAACGCUACAGCAAAGAGUCUCUGGAGCGCUUCCAGCGUGAGGGCAAUGAAAAGGAAAUUCAGAAAAUCCAGAGCAACUCGGAGCGUUUGAAAUCUCGCGUGAAAGAGAUCCACGACAGCAAACGAAAGCUGGAGCAGGACUUGAGAGAGCAGGUCUCCGAUAACAGGGAAAUCGAUAAGAAGAUGAAUAGUCUCAAGCCAGAUCUCAUGCAGCUCCGUAAAAUUCGAGACCAAUACUUGAUAUGGCUGACACAGAAGGGUACAAGGCAGAAAAAGAUUAACGAGUGGCUCGGCAUAAAGAAUGAUGCUGAUGACUCGUACUCACUCGAGGACGACGAGGGCUCACCCCAUCAUGAUGAGGGCACUUGGUACGUGGGCGACAUUAAGCGCACCCAGGCCGAGGAAUUGCUGCGAGGGAAAUGUGAUGGAACCUUCCUCAUCCGUGAGAGCCAAUCACAGAAAGGCUCGUACGCCUGUUCUGUUGUUGUGGAUGGAAACACGAAACACUGCGUCAUCAACAAGACGGCCACAGGUUACGGAUUCGCCGAGCCGUACAAUCUCUACUCAUCCCUAAAAGAUUUGGUGCUUCACUACAAAAACGUCUCCUUGAUCCAACACAAUGACCAGCUGAAUGUAAAUCUAGCAUACCCGGUCCUGGCCCGCUCUCAGAAUCACAACCAGCACCCCAGAUGAAUUCCUCACCGGCAGAUAAGGGACUUCACCGGGGGGGGGGAUUUCAACUCUCAUAUGUUGGGGGUCGAAGGUGGAGUAGGGGGUGUACUCUGAAGCAAGGUCGAUCUUGUGUGUAAGUGGCAAGUAAAAUCCACUUAAUUAGCAUGACUCACUGGCUAGAGGCUGGGCUUUGUUUUCCAUCUGAUCCCAGUGGAGCUAAGAGCACGUCUUGCAAGCAUCAUGGCUUCACAACAAGCAUACCGACUUGUAACUUCUGCACUGUACAGUUGGCCUGUCGCAGCGAGCCGCUUCAGCCAGACAUAACUGUACAGUGCACAUUACACAAACCCAGCGUGAAAAUACACAAUAACACAUCUUGAUACAGAACAACAACGUGUUCAAGAAUAAGCACACAAAUUCUGUUGACGAGGAGAUGGUUGGAUGAUGGGAAUUUUUUAGAGGAGGCACUUUGUUUUGUUUUUUGUUUGUUUGUUUGUUUGUUUUUGCCUGAAACAACAUGAUAGCUUUUGAUAGACAAAGGCCCGAACUGUUAUCCAAAGACCGCCUGCAAACUCUCCGUAGACAAAAGCCUGUGCUGUCAUCCUGUGAAAAGGACUGGUUUGGCUCAACCAGGCUGUUUGCUUCACUCCUUAAGGGCGGCUGAGAAAGCGUUGGACUUGGGUGGUGUAGUCACUGGAGCCUGGGGAAUGGGAUGAGGUAGAUAUUUAGUGGAAUGGAUAUUUUUAGGGCGUUGUAGAAAACACUAGUUGAAUUUGGUGCUGGUCUAAGUACAUAGUAACAGCUUUCAAUUGACCACAAGCCUGUGUCACGAGCUGAGAGAGACGGGAGAGAAAGUCUGUCAAAGUAGACAAAGCUGCCGUUUUAAAAUAGCCUCUUUUUUUGGUGGGGGGGGAGUCAAAUGUUCUUUAUUUCCAACCGCUUUGGCUUGUUGUUCUAUCUCAGCAGGCUUCCAUUUGAAUUGACGUGAGAUAUAACAGGAUAAAAAAAAAAUGCACGGCACAUCUCAUGAAAUGUUUGAGUCAUAGUACAUUGAUGAGUGCAGUUCCUCAGGAUGACUGAAAAUA